CUGCCUUCGAGGACAAGGAGCUGCAAGAGAGGCUGAGGGAGGCCGCCGCUUUGGGGGACCUGGAGGAAGUCCAGCGCUUGCUGGCCUUUGGGGUGGAUGUCAACUCCCAGAAUGAAAUCAACGGCUGCCCACUUGUCGAUGGAUGUCCAGAAUCAGCAGCAUCCACCGCGGUCCUUUUUAUCCUGGGCGACGACCGAGCCAGUAUAGACUUUGUUUUGGUUUGAUUCUCCAUAAUGCUAAUGGGUUAGGUGCUCUUAGUUCCGCUUCUCAGCUAAGGCCUCUCUGGCUUGGUUGGACCUGCCGGUAGUUACACUACUGCCAGCACAGCCCUCAGUCAUCAUUGGAGCAGUUAAGCCCAAAAUCAACUGUUUCAAUCAGACCAAAGACGGUUCUACUAGAAUCUGAACCAAACAACAGACACAGUAAUCAUAAAGCCAGAGAAAACUGCAACAAUGAAGUUCUGGAAAGAGCUUUGGGAAAAUAAUAAGAACUACAACAAAAAUGCUGGGUGGAUAAAGGAGUUUGAAGGAAAAUUCUCACAGAACAAAAUGGAACAGAUGGAAAUAACAACUGAAAUGAUCAGCAAACGAGUGCAAAAAGUCAAGAACUGGACAUCGCCUGGUAGUGAUCAACUUUAUGGAUUUUGGCUCAAACAUCUGAUUAGUUUACAUGGAAAAAUGGCCCAACAAUUCAAUGAGAUGCUGCAGAAAGGAAGUAUCAGUGAAUGGCUAACAACUGGAAGAACUUACCUGAUACAAAAGGAUCCAGUAAAAGGAACAGCACCAGGAAACUACAGGCCAAUAAUGUGUCUGCCCACUAUGUUUAAACUACUGACUGGCAUCACAGCUGACAGAAUUCAAGACUAUCUUGAAGAAAAAAACAUCUUGCCAGAUGAACAGAAAGGCAACAAACGGCAAAGCAGGGGCACAAAAGACCAGUUAUUAAUUGACAAAAUGAUUCUGGAGAACUGUAAAAGCCAAAAAGCUAAUCUUCACAUGACGUGGAUUGACUACAAAAAGGCCUUUGACUCACUCCCAUACAGCUGGAUCAUCAAGUUCCUGGACGCCAUCGGGAUUAGUAAAAAUGUUGGCACCUUUAUUGAAAACAUGAUGGAGCACUGGAAAACUGAACUGUUUGUUGGAAAUGAAAGCUAUGGACUUGUCAACAUCAGAAGAGGAAUUUUCCAGGGAGACUCAUUGUCCCCUCUGCAUUUCAUUAUUGCCAUGAUCCCUCUGUCAACAAUCUUACAAAAAACAAAUCUCGGCUAUCAAACAUCUAAGAAAUCUGACAAAAUUUCGCAUCUAAUGUACAUGGAUGACCUGAAGCUGUAUGGGAAAACGGAAACUGAAAUCCAGUCUCUGACUAACACUGUCCGAAUUUUUAUCACUGAUAUCAGCAUGGAGUUUGGUUUGGACAAAUGUUCGACAGUGGCAUUGAAGAAGGGGAAAAUCAUUGAAAGUGAGGGCAUAAAUAUGCCUAAUGGCCAAACAAUAAAGUGUCACCAACCAGAGGCCUAUAAAUAUCUGGGCAUAUUACAGCUGGACAACAUCAAGCAUGAACACGUGAAAACUGUGGUCAGCAAAACAUACACACAAAGGGUCAGAAAAAUUCUCAAAAGCAAGCUCAAUGGAGGCAACACCAUCAAGGCCAUAAACACCUGGGCUAUACCUGGCAUAAGAUAUACUGCUGGCAUCAUAAACCGGAUACAGGUGGAACUGGACAAUUUGGACAGAAAAACAAGAAAACUCAUGACCAUUCAUCAUUCACUGCACCCCUGCAGUGAUGUUGACCGGCUAUAUCUGCCUAGAAGAUCAGGGGGCAGAGGACUCUUACAAGUAAAACAAACAGUCAAAGAAGAAGCACAUGCCCUGGCAGAAUAUGUAAAGCAAAGUGAAGAACCUGCUUUGAUUGAAGUCAAAAAUCAGAAACUCCUCAAAACACAGAAGACAAAGAAUCAGUACAAGAAAACCGCACUACAAACUAGAGCUGACAGCUGGCACAACAAAACACUGCAUGGAAAGUUCCUUGACAAAAUUGAAGGAAAAGCUGAUAAGGAGAAGACCUGGCUCUGGCUCACAAAUGGGACCCUGAAGAAGGAGACAGAAGGCCUGAUCCUUGCAGCCCAGGAACAAGCCAUCAGAACAAAUGCAAUUAAAGCCAAGAUCGAAAAAUCAGCUGAUGACUCAAAACGCAGACUGUGCAAGGAAGCUGACAAAACCAUUGAUCAUAUCCUCAGCUGCUGUAAGAAAAUCGCACAGACAGACUACAAACAGAGGCACAACUAUGUGGCCCAAAUGAUUCAUUGGAACUUAUGCCUCAAGUACCACCUCCCAGCAGUAAAGAACUGGUGGGAUCACAAACCUGCAAAAGUAUUGGAGAAUGAGAACGCAAAGAUACUGUGGGACUUCCGAAUCCAGACUGACAAAGUUCUGGAACACAACACAUCAGACAUCACAGUUGUGGAAAGGAAAAAGAUUUGGAUCAUUGAUGUUGCCAUCCCAGGUGACAGUCGCAUUGACGAAAAACAACAGGAAAAACUCAGCCGCUAUCAGGACCUCAAGAUUGAACUUCAAAGACUCUGGCAGAAACCAGUACAGGUGGUCCCGGUGGUGAUGGGUACACUGGGUGCUGGGCCAAAAGAUCUCAGUCGGCAUUUGGAAACAAUAGACAUUGACAAAAUUACGAUCUGCCAACUGCAAAAGGCCACCCUACUGGGAUCUGCACGUAUCAUCCGAAAAUACAUCACACAGUCCUAGACACUUGGGAAGUGUUCGACUUGUGAUUUUGUGAUACGAAAUCCAGCAUGUCUAUCUUGUUUGCUGUGUCAUAAUAAAAUAAUAAUAAUAAUUGCAGGCAGAUCCACUUCUGACAACCAGGUGGCACUAUUUAUAAGAUGAUA
Molecule: messenger RNA, 2899 nt
Organism: Anolis carolinensis (green anole)
Lineage: Eukaryota; Metazoa; Chordata; Lepidosauria; Squamata; Anolidae
Gene: ankrd40
Product: ankyrin repeat domain 40
Exons: 2
Coding region: 453-2756 (767 amino acids)
Molecular function (GO): protein binding
Source: RefSeq, a predicted model, not a curated record